AUGGAGCCCACAACGACGCCGUCGAUUUCUUCUUUAAAACCAAAGGGUUUCAGCCAAUGUUCACUCAGGUUGAGUAAACUGAGAUCAUCAAUAGCAGACCUAGAAAGGCUUAACAAAGAGAGAACAGGCACAAAUUUGUUCAUACCAUCCACACACCACAGAAAAGAAGAGAAGAUGCUGAAGGGUCAACUUUUUGUGGAUCAAUAUUGUGAAAGGGAGCAAUUCAGCUUUAUUGAUUAUGUAUCCAGUGGAUUUGAACUGAACUUCAUGGUUGCUGUGGAUUUCACUGCUUCAAAUGGAAAUCCUCGAUAUUCAGAUUCUUUGCAUUAUAUUGAUGUCUCGGGUCAGUUAAAUUCAUAUCAAAGGGCUAUAAUGGAGGUUGGGGAGGUUAUUCAGUUCUAUGACUCUGAUAGGAAGUUUCCUGCUUGGGGCUUUGGAGGAAGCACAGCUGGUGCCGUUUCCCACUGUUUUAAUCUGAAUGGUAGUCCGAGAGACUCUGAGGUUGUAGGAGUUGAAGGCAUAAUGGAUGCAUAUGCAACUGCUCUGCACAAUGUCACACUCUCAGGACCCACUUUAUUUGGUCCAGUUAUCAACACUGCUGCAGAAAUGGCUGCCAAGUCCCUUGCAUCACAUAAUGGAUCCAAGUAUUACGUAUUACUUAUCAUAACGGAUGGAGUUGUUACGGAUCUUCAAGAAACAAUAAAUGCUCUUGUGAAAGCAUCUGAUCUUCCCCUAUCAGUUCUUAUAGUUGGAGUUGGAGGUGCUGAUUUCACCAACAUGGAGGUGUUGGAUGCUGAUGAUGGCCGUCGGUUAGAGGGUUCUAGUGGUCGUAUCGCUACACGAGAUAUCGUUCAGUUUGUCCCUAUGAGAGAAGUACAAAGGGGAAGUAUCUCAGUGGUGCAAGCUCUUUUGGAAGAACUGCCUGGUCAAUUUCUGAGUUUCAUGCGAAGUAGAGACAUUAAGCCACUUACUUCCCAACAAGUUCCUCACUAGUUGAUGAAUAUAGACACCCCCAACGAAGUAGCUAUUGUACCUCUCAUUCAAACUGUAAAUACAACUUGAAUAUUUUGGUUAUAAUUUUUUAUUCGUUGUAAAGGAUUUAUGGUUUUCCCCUUUGAGGUCUAUUAUUCCAAAUUUACCAUGGAAUAUAGAUCUAUUUCUUUUUUU
This is a messenger RNA of Arachis duranensis, 1167 nucleotides long. RefSeq names its product protein BONZAI 3-like. Gene Ontology annotation, cellular component: plasma membrane. Lineage: Eukaryota; Viridiplantae; Streptophyta; Magnoliopsida; Fabales; Fabaceae. The transcript is spliced from 9 exons. The record is from RefSeq and is a predicted model, not a curated record. Gene Ontology annotation, molecular function: calcium-dependent phospholipid binding. Bases 1 to 993 code for a protein of 330 amino acids. Gene Ontology annotation, biological process: cellular response to calcium ion.